CACACACACACGUGCAAAAGAUGCUUUCCUUUGUAAGUAGAACAUCGUCUGCUGCUGUUAGACAGAUCCGUCCCUCCCAACGUUUGUUUGCAACGCUGGACUCCACGCCAAACAGAGUGCACGGCGGGUUGCAGGACAAGGACAGAAUUUUCCAGAACCUCUACUUGCAGAACUCGCACAAACACGGCACGGAGCCAUGGGACCUGAAGACGGCCCAGAAAAUCGGUGACUGGUACAAGACCAAGGAGAUUCUGCUGAAGGGAGACAAGUGGAUCAUCGACGAGAUUAAGAAGUCGGGCCUCAGAGGCAGAGGUGGUGCUGGAUUCCCAUCGGGGUUGAAGUGGUCUUUCAUGAAUCCUCCGAACUGGGAGCUCAACGUUGGACCAAGAUACGUUGCGGUCAACGCCGAUGAGGGAGAGCCAGGUACCUGUAAGGACAGAGAGAUCAUCAGAAAGGAGCCUCACAAGUUGGUUGAAGGGUGUUUGGUUGCCGGUCGUGCGAUGAACGCCACCGCCGCAUACAUCUACAUCAGAGGUGAGUUCUACCAGGAGGCUGUCAUCCUCCAGCACGCAAUCGACGAGGCCUACAAGCACGGCAAGUUGGGCAAGAACGCCUGUGGCUCCGGCUACGACUUCGACGUGUACAUCCACAGAGGUAUGGGUGCCUACAUCUGUGGUGAGGAGACCGCUUUGAUCGAAUCCAUGGAAGGUAAGGCCGGUAAGCCAAGAAUGAAGCCUCCUUUCCCAGCCGGUGUGGGUCUGUUCGGUAGACCAACCACCGUCACUAACGUCGAGACCGUCGCCGUCGCCCCAACCAUUCUCAGAAGAGGUGGCGACUGGUUCAACUCCUUCGGUAGAGAAAGAAACUCCGGUACCAAGUUGUUCUGUGUCUCCGGCCAGGUCAACGAGCCAUGCACGUUUGAAGAAGAAAUGUCCGUCCCAUUGAAGGAGGUUUUGGAAAAGCACUGUGGCGGUGUCAUCGGUGGCUGGGACAACCUCCUGGCCGUCAUUCCAGGUGGCUCCUCCACUCCAAUCUUGAACGAGGAGACCUGUCAGGACCAGUUGAUGGACUACGACGCCCUCAGAAACGUCGGGUCCGGUUUGGGUACUGCCGCCGUCAUCGUCAUGAACAAGCAGGCCGACGUCAUCCGUGGCAUACAAAGAUUGCUUGCCUUCUACAAGCACGAAACGUGCGGUCAGUGUACCCCAUGCAGAGAGGGCUCCACAUACAUGUCCAAGAUGAUGGACAGAUUGGCAGCCGGCCAAGCCAACGAGAAGGAGAUCGACCAGGCGCUCGAGCUCACAUACAAGGUCUGUGGUCACUCCAUCUGUGCCAUGGGUGAAGCCUUCAGUUGGCCAUACCAAGGCUUGGUGAAGAACUUCAAGCCGCUCAUGUUGGAGAGAAUCAAGCAGUACAAGACCGAAAACGGCCUCUUGGACGGCGGCCUCAACAACGGUGGCUGGUACGAAACCGCCGAGAUCAAGAACGGUGAGGUCAUCAAGAACCCAAUGCCAAAGGAAGCCUUCCACGGCCAUUGAGCAGCAGAGAACGAACAGACCUAAACCGGGACUCUGUUGGUCGCACCAGCUAGUUGCCCUCCCCCUCUCCACCUUGCAUUCAUUACAGUUACCCCCAGCCCUCACCCUCAUCCCCCACACACACAACUACUGCUUCGAUGCCACCCCGAGUUUGUUUCUCCUCUUCCAUUCUUCUACUAUUCUUCCAUUCUUCCAUUCUCCCAUUCUCAUUCUCCUUCUUAUUCUUAUUCUGAUUCUACUAUUAUUUUUCCACCCACCCAACCCCAACGCUGGCCUUUGUUGCGGCUGAACAGCCGACCCCAGGCCGCCCAAACUAUUUAUAUCUCGUGUAUCCCACUUAAGCAAAACGUAU
Messenger RNA from Pichia membranifaciens NRRL Y-2026, 1890 nucleotides. RefSeq lists its product as hypothetical. Gene Ontology annotation, molecular function: 4 iron, 4 sulfur cluster binding; NADH dehydrogenase (ubiquinone) activity; FMN binding. The transcript has a single exon. The coding region runs from base 21 to 1538 and encodes 505 amino acids. Lineage: Eukaryota; Fungi; Ascomycota; Pichiomycetes; Pichiales; Pichiaceae. The record is from RefSeq and is a predicted model, not a curated record.